Molecule: messenger RNA, 2034 nt
Organism: Cydia pomonella (codling moth)
Lineage: Eukaryota; Metazoa; Arthropoda; Insecta; Lepidoptera; Tortricidae
Exons: 4
Coding region: 609-1739 (376 amino acids)
Source: RefSeq, a predicted model, not a curated record
UCGCCGCUGACUAGAAUAAAGAUGGGCUUCUGAAACUGCCAUCGUAAAGACGCCCAGGAGCAACACCAGUGUGAGGUGUGCGCCGCUUUCUACCCAGUGGCUGUUAACAGCCACCGUGUCAACUCGGGUUGUAUGCAGUGAAAACAUUAUUAUGGCAGGUGCCCGGUAACCAGGUAAGGUCUCUACGUCAUUCUAUAUUGUCUACGUCAUAAUAAUCCCAUUGGAGAUAAGUGUGAUACUUUGAAUGUGUUAAUUUCCAGAUCUCUCUUGCAAACGUCCCUUUCUCGCGCGGGUCGGCUGGCAACAUCCACUUGUCGACGGCGCUACUCUUGCACCAGCGCGCAGCGCUCAUGUUUGGUCCGGAGUUAUGAGGCCGCCCGCGUUUUAUGCUUAUUCGAAAACCUCUACACAUUUCUUAUAUGGAGUUUUUGCUAUAAACUUCGAAUGUCGCAAUAUAAUGAAGCAGUUUUAUUGUCCAACAUUCAAUCUAGAAAAAAGUUAACAGCAAUAAUAUAAAAAGACUGCAAGCAAUCUCAUUUCGUUACCAAAAAAACGUACACCAACUUAAAACAGUUUUUUUUUAAAUAAAAUACCUAUUGAAUCUAGAAAUGCUUAUAUACUUUUGGGUGUUACUUACGGUAACAUGUAACGCAUAUGUCUACCAAAGGAAAAAAGCCAGCUUUCUGGGUGGCCGUGUGCGGAACCGAGAACCUUUCUCUCAUCUCGGGCGGCAAGGACAGAGCGGCGAUCGGCCGGUAAAUUUGGACAAUACUUAUUUUUGUCCAGUGCCGGCAAUGGAGCAAAAAGGAGCCGAUUUAUUACCUCCAGAAGACUCACUUUAUAAGCAUGAUGUAGCUCGGGUGAUACACGCCCUCUGGAACGAGACGCAUGUCUGGGCGCCAUUGAUAUGCACGGCGGCCUUGGUCAAGAAUUCAGUGUUCCUUACAGCUGCUAGGUGUAUCGCCACUGCUAAAGUACAGUAUACAACAGUGGUCUACCGUGGAGAGAGAUUACCCACAAAAGCAUUUAUUUUGCCAACCAGAGCAAGCAAGCAAAUGUUUGACGACACCGGGUUGAUUGUGACCUAUUAUCCGAAACAAUUUGAUUAUUUCCAUACGUUCGCCCGCACCUUCAAGCUGCGUCCCGAAGACAGCCCGUCCUUCGACUGGUUCGAUGACAACCUGCGCGGAGAUAGUGUCGCUGUAGUGGGAUACAUUACGUCGGAUAAAUCGCCAUCAACACAUGAUCUGUACAAGCUGUCGGAUAUGCACGCCAGCACCACGAUCUGCAACAAGUUAUACCCAGUGGAGAACAAUUCUACCGAUUACCGGGUUCCCUGCAUCCAUUCCUGUUCCCUGGAAGAACACCGCAGGAACGACGACUCGUGUUAUCGCUACAACUUCGGACUGGGGCACCUGGUUAUCUGGUAUAAGAAAUACUCGAGAAAACAUUUAAUAGGAAUAGUAACGUGGACUUGUGGAAAUCGUGUUGAAGACAUAGCGAACAGGGGAGGCCUUCCUCUACCCUUAGGAAUAGCCGCUAUUACUGAAAACCAUUUAUAUGAUGACAUGAAAUGCGGAGAAAGGAUUGCUAUGGAUGAUAAAGAGUACUCACCCGAAACAAUUCACAAGAAGUCAACUAAAUAUUAUAAGGAUCUUUGUAAAAUAGGAACUGAAACUCGGGCUCCUUAUCCAGAGUUUGUGGACGAAUAUUUGGAAGAAUAUCGGGAUGAGCAUUAGUGAAGGUUACUAGACUCAAGAGUAAAGAUUAAACUCAGGGUAGCCUGUUUUCAAGGUAAAAAAAUGCGCAUACAACAACAACACAACAACUUGUGGCCCAUAGUUAGAACCUUAAAAUCUAACUAUUAUUCAAUCUAAGUUAGAAGUAAGAUAUACAUGUUAUGACUGCGAUGCACGCGGAACCCGUCGGAACUCGGUACGCUUCAGCUUAAACUCCGCCUUGGUAAAGCUCGCUAGACGUGUAGUCGGAACUCGGUACGUUAUUUACUAAACAAUAAAAAUAAUGGAAUUUGCA